This is a messenger RNA of Naegleria lovaniensis, 1425 nucleotides long. RefSeq lists its product as uncharacterized. The record is from RefSeq and is a predicted model, not a curated record. Gene Ontology annotation, cellular component: cytoplasm; nucleus. Bases 1 to 1425 code for a protein of 474 amino acids. Gene Ontology annotation, biological process: protein phosphorylation; intracellular signal transduction. Lineage: Eukaryota; Heterolobosea; Eutetramitea; Acrasida; Naegleriidae. Gene Ontology annotation, molecular function: ATP binding; protein serine/threonine kinase activity. The transcript is spliced from 4 exons.
AUGAAUCGGUUCAAACUCAAUCAGCUUAUUGGAGCCGGAACAUAUGGAAGUGUGGUCAGAGCAGUCAAUAAGGAAACCGGAGAGGUGGUGGCCAUCAAGAAAAUUAAACGAACCUAUUCGAGUUGGGAAGAAUGUAUAAAACUCAAAGAAGUACAGACCCUCCGAAAAUUAAAUCAUCCCAAUAUUAUCAAACUCAAAGAAGUGAUACGUGAAAAUCAAGAAUUAUAUUUUGUGUUUGAGUUUAUGGAGGCAAAUUUAUAUCAAGUGAUGAAAGAUCGCGACAAACUCUUCUCGGAAUCAAAGAUUCGAAAUAUAAUUUAUCAGGUCCUUCAAGGUCUUGCCUACAUGCACAAGAGUGGAUACUUUCAUCGUGACAUGAAACCAGAGAACUUACUGGUUCAUAGAGAUACUGUAAAAAUUGCAGAUUUCGGGUUGGCCAAAGAAACUCGCUCACGACCUCCGUUCACCGAAUAUGUCUCUACGAGAUGGUAUCGUGCACCUGAAGUUUUAAUGAAAUCACAAAAUUACAACUCACCGAUUGAUUUAUGGGCUGUGGGUGUCAUUAUGGCCGAGUUGUACACUUUUCGACCACUCUUUCCAGGACGAAGUGAGCCAGAUGAAAUUUUCAAGAUUUGCUCCGUAUUGGGAACUCCAACUCGAGAGACAUGGGAAGACGGCCUCAAACUAGCGGCCAGUAUGGGAAUGAAAUUUCCACAAUUUGUUCCAACUCCAUUAGAGAAUAUUAUUCAAAACGCGAGCCAUGAGGCUAUUCAACUCAUGACAGAUUUAUUGAAAUUUGAUCCAAUGAAAAGACCCACAGCAAGUCAAGCCUUGCAAUAUCCAUUUUUCCAAGUUGGCAUUUCAGUACCUAUCCCUCUCAAGUAUAACAUGAAUAGCAGAGUGCAGUCUGGUGUGUCACGAAAUAACAACAAUGAAAACCUCAACCAAAAUAAUAAUGCACAAAGUAGCAGUAAUGGAGAUGAUGUAUCUCCAUUAGCCAACCUGAAUAAUUUUGGAAACAACAAGAAACCUAUGAAUGUACAGUAUCAAGGCGUUAAAUCUUACCCUCCUUAUGCAAACCAACAAGGUGGCCUUACUCACCAUUCACAACAACCACAACAACCACCGAUGGUACCAUUUCCAAAUUAUAGUACACGGUCUCCCAACUCCAACAGCUCCUCAUCAGCUGCAGCGUCCAAUGGAAAUAAGUUAUUUUCAUAUUCAAGAUACAAACCAGGUGUUCAAUCGAGUGUAGAUAAGUCACAAGUCACGUCACGAGAUGGACGAGGGUCCUCCCGUGGUGGAAGUGGCCUUUCUAGAAAGCGGCUUCAACCACGAAGGGUUGAAAACCAACCAAGCCAUUACUCGAGCAAUUCGACACAACAAACUCCACCCUCAUCGUUGUAUGAUUUUUCCAGAAAAUAA